Molecule: messenger RNA, 2098 nt
Organism: Telopea speciosissima
Lineage: Eukaryota; Viridiplantae; Streptophyta; Magnoliopsida; Proteales; Proteaceae
Product: pentatricopeptide repeat-containing protein At4g02750-like
Exons: 1
Coding region: 78-2096 (672 amino acids)
Biological process (GO): RNA modification
Molecular function (GO): protein binding; RNA binding
Source: RefSeq, a predicted model, not a curated record
UUAAGCAUGGGGCAGCCAAUCUGAGCUAAUAAUGGUUUCCCAAACUGAACAUAAUGACUGAGGAUUAAUCAUGGAGUAUGUUCUUCGUCUUCUGCACCAUUUUAAGUCUCAAGCAUGGCAGAACCUUAAUCUCCCCUCUCGUCAGAAAAAUAUCUCUGGCGAGACUAUCUUCGAUCCGGCAGGGCAAUUGGGUUUCAUUAGAUCCCAAACCUCUCAAUACCAAGAUAACACAUUACAUGAGAAACGGAUAUGUAAAAGAAGCUCAAAAACUCUUCGAUGAAAUGCCUCAUCGAAACACUGUCACAUGGAAUUCCAUGAUCUGUGGAUAUUUCAAGAAUGGUAACUUACACAAGGCCCUUAUUUUGUUUGAUCAAAUGCCCAAUUGUGAUCUCUUCUCGUAUAACACCAUGAUCGCUGGAUUGAUGCAGAAUGGUGUCACUAAUGGUGCCGAGAAAAUUUUCGUACAGAUGCCUGUUCGUGACGUCGUUACUUGGAAUUCCAUGGUAGCAGGUUAUAUACGCAAUUCUUUGAUGGAUGACGCACUUCUGUUGUUCAAUCAAAUGCCUUCACGGAAUGUGAUUUCGUGGAACUUGGUCAUGGUGGGUCUGGUGAACUUGCAGGCAAUUGAUCUAGCAGAGCAGUUGUUCAAAGAAAUGCCAACACGAGAUGUUGCAUCAUGGACUAUCAUGAUAUCUGGGCUUACUAGUACAGGACGGAUGGUUGAGGCCCGUGAACUUUUUGAAGACAUGCCUGUGAGGGAUAUUAAGGUGUGGAAUACAAUGAUGGUUGGAUACAUAGGAAAUGGGAAGAUUGAAAUUGCAGAAGGGUUGUUUCAGAAAAUGCCAGAGCGAGAUUCGGAUUCUUGGAACGAGCUGUUAAAUGGGUUGGUGGAUUGUCAAAGGAUAAACGACGCUGUGAGGCUCUUCACCGAUAUGCCCCAUAAGGGUCCUCGAUCAUGGAAUUCAAUCUUGUUAGGAUUGAUUAGGAAUGGGCUCGUUGUAGAAGCUCAUGGUUUCCUUGAGAAAAACCCAUUUAAUGAUGUUGUUUCAUGGACAAAUAUGAUCAUUGGAUAUUUUGAAUUAGGAGAUGUUGGCACUGCAAUUAAGCUUUUCGAAUUGAUGCCUGAUAAAGAUGAGACUGCAUGGAAUGCAACAAUCUUUGAACUUGGGAAAAAUGAUCAUGGUGAGGUUGGGCUAAAAUAUUUUGUUAAAAUGAAAGAGAGAGGCCCAGCACCUGAUGAAGCUACUUUUACCAGUAUACUGACCAUUAGUUCUGACUUGCCAUCCUUAGAUUUCGGGAAGCAAUCUCAUGCACAGAUAAUCAAGGCAGGUUACAACUGUUUCAUUGCGGUCUCCAAUGCAGUUGUUACCAUGUAUGCUCGAUGUGGAGGUAUGUGUUAUGCUUUCUUGGAAUUCUCCUCCAUGCCAAUCCAUGAUGUCAUUUCAUGGAACUCUAUAAUAUGUGGAUUUGCUCACAAUGGAAAUGGUAUGAAAGCCCUGAAGAUGUUCAAACAGAUGAGAUUAACAGAUGUUAAGCCUGAUCAAAUAACGUUUGUUGGUGUUCUAUCAGCUUGCAGCCAUGCGGGUUUGAUAGAUCAUGGUGGGUAUUAUUUUAACUUCAUGAGAUACAAGUGUUUUCUUCAGCCAACAUGUGAGCAUUAUACUUGUAUGGUUGAUUUAUUAGGGAGGUUUGGACUCAUCGAUGAAGCAGUGACUUUCAUUGAUCAGAUGAAAUCAGAUGGAGUAGAAGUCAGCUCAAGUGUUUGGGGAGCUCUGCUUGGAUCCUGUAGGAUCCACAAGAAUGUCAAAGUGGGUGAGAUUGCUGCAGAGAAUAUUUUGGCGAUGGAACCUUUUAAUGCUGGUGUAUAUUUGAUCUUAGCUGAGAUUUAUCUAAACUGCAAAAUGAGAGAAGAUGCAGAAAGGAUUUGGAGUAGGAUGAAAGAAAGGGGUGUGAAGAAGCAACCCGGGUGCAGUUGGAUUGAGGUGAACAAUGUUGUGCACAUAUUUCUUGCUGGAGAUUGUUCACACCCUGAGGUUUGUAGUGUCUAUUGUGUCCUAGAUUUACUAAAAAUUGAAAUGGAAAAUGAAUUUCUAUGAAG